GAAAUCACUCAGGCACAUCCUCUCUCACCUCUCACCAAGGCCAGACAAAGCCAAAGUGGCCCAGUUAAGGGCACAGGAUCUACAGGCAGACAGGCAGCAGAUUCAAGGACAGCCCUCACUUCAGUUGGGGAAAUCAUAUGAAGGCCAAGCUGCACAUCUGCUACAUAUAUUCAGGGGCUCUAGGUCCAGCCCAUAUUCACUCUUUGGUUGGUGGUUCAGUCUCUGGUAACCCCAAGGGUUCAGGUUAGUUGACUCUAUUGGUCUUCCUGUGGUGCCCCUGUCCUCUUUGGGCUGAAACCCUUUGGGAUGUAUUAGGGGACCAUUAGCUGCCACUAACCCAGAAGCUGAGAAUAUCAUCUGAGAGCCUCUAAGGUCCAUACAUAGCAAGGGUUUCCUGAUUUUAUUAUAACUUGCCCACCUGAUGCUUCCACACAUGUAUUUGAAAAGUGUUUGUAACAUUCCUUGUUACUACAAGAACUUUCACUGUUGGAUGAUGGAAUGUUGGGUAACCUGGAUUUGGUCAUUCAUAUUUGACUCCAUAAUAAACUACCUCUUGUCCCCUUUGAGGGGAGUAACCCUAUGAAAUAUACCUUGGGCUUAUCAAUAAACUUCCUAGUUUGGGGGAGUCAUUCUCAACUUGGUAAUGUUUUCAUGCUUAGUAGUGGAAGUGCCCAUUGUUUAUCUGCAGGAGGAAAGUGUGCGGCUGAGAAAGACAGUUAUUAGUGGUGAGUAGGGACCACUUAUGACUAGGAUGGCAAGACCUGCAUGCCCCCUACUGUUGUUUACUUUUUCCUUAAGGCACAAGGGACUGAACUCAGCAGCAUCAGACAUGCAAGGCAAGUGUCUCGGUCCCCUUUUAGUUCGAGACAGUGUUUCACUAAAUCGCAGAGGCUGACCUUGAACUACAGUUCUCCUGAGUAGUUGAGAUACUGUGAUGACAGGUCUACACCUCUAGGCCCAGCUGACCCUACUAUUUAUGAGAAUUGCCAUUUACCCAAUUGAAUCGGAAAAGAAUCCCUUUUUCUCUGAAGUUCAGCGAUGCCGAAUUGCCUUGCAUUUCUUGGCCUCAUUCUUUCUUGAGUAGAGCUCACAAUUUGGCUAACCCUUGAUCCCGAGAUUGAUAUAGUUCUGAUAAAUUGACAGACCCCCAACCCCAGUUUGCACACGCCUCCUAACCCUUGAUGUAAGUGUAUCACUUACCAUCUCUGAGUCAAGCACUUUCGAUUUCAAGGUGUCAUGGUUAAAAGAGCACUAACUUUAAUACCCAGAGAGUAUUUGGUCCAUUUUCCAAUUCGAAUACCUAACUAGGGAAUGGAUACCUACUACUUGCCUCAAACGAUUAUUAAUAGGCUCAGGUGACGUAAUGAUAUAAAGACCUUGGUCACCUGCAAAGGACUGCCAGCCAGCAGGUGUGCCUACCUAUUCAAACUGCAGGGGAGUGCACAGAUGCAGAGUGCUUGAGCUGCAGAGGCUCUGCAGACAAGAAGAAGCCUGCUUUUUUUUUUUAAGAUGAGAAAGAUCAACAAUAAAAGACGAUAGAUGACAAAUGACUUUAUUGGAGGAUUGAAACCAAUACCCAGCUGCUUUUGAAUGGUAGCAGUUUUUGUUGGCUUUGUAUUUGGUUUGGGGUUUUUGUUGGUUUUGGUUGGGGAGUGGGGGUGGAUAUGCUGUUUCCCCACCUCCACUGGAACUUUGUUCCUUGGUUAGACUACUUUUGUGCCUGACGUGGUGGCUCAUGCCUGUGACAAAGUCAGCAGCAGCAGCGAGAGAGACGAAACGCCACAGUUAAUUCAGGCCAUCUAUUUCCAGAUGAGCCAGUGUGAAACAGGAUCCUGUCCUAUGCUGCCAUCUGAGUUUGUUGGUAAUACUCUGCCGUUUGAAUGGAAUCCAUUGGCAUGAAAGCCAGGCCAGAUGUGUUGAUAAUACUCUGCUGUUUCAAAUGAAAUCCAAUGGGAAAGUUUUCCCCUCCCAUACUCUCCCACCUCACUCAAACACUCAGAAGAAAUAGGGAAAAGCAAGGCCAGUCCUUCUAAGUAAAUGUCAGAGCCAUAAAGUAUAUUUAUUUCCACCCCUCCUCUUAUCCUUUAUGAGUACUCAAUCUUAGGCAGCCUCACAUGGUUGCUAUAGAGACAGUGACAUCACUAGCUGCAAUUCUGAUGUCACUCCCUAGUCCCAACAAGGAGGAGGUGCAUGGAAGGCUGGGGGAGGAAACAAGAUCUUCAGCUGAGUAAGAACAUCCCAGCAUCUUCAUUGACUUUAAAAGUAUAUUCUGGAGUCUCCUGUGGUUCACUAUUCUAGAGCUUCGGAGAGUCUCUACUGACCAAUUUGGUCCCAGCAGUGGAGUUACAGAUGUGAACCACCACACCCAACUUGUUAGCCCCCUCAGGGUUGGCGUUACAGGCACCGGUGAACAGCCACGUUUACUUUUGAGUUGGGCCCUGGAGAUUCAACCUCAGGCCCUGAUACUUGUUCAGCCAGUAUUGCGCACGGAGACAUCUCCCCAGCCUCACAUUAGAAUUGUGGAGGAAUAUUUUAAGUUAGCCCUUUGUGACCACAGAAAGUGCCAUAUCUCCCAGGCUUAAGAGGUAGAAGUACCCAAAGAAGCCCAUUAGGUUCUAAUCUUCUUCUGGACUCCGGUUUCCCAGUUCGUAAGAUGGGUGUGUGGAUUAAUUGAAAGGUUCUCCAAUUUUAAGAAAGAUGAGCUGCCUGGAAUUACAAAUGGGCAGGACUUUUAUAUUCACUCUUUCAACAGAAAAUUACUAAGCACCAACUCUAAAGAUGGCGGAUAGGGUUGACUGGUUACAAAGUCAAAGUGGCGUUUGCAAAGUUGGUGUCUAUUCACCUGGAGACAACCAACACCAAGACUGGAAAAUGGAUUCAUCAACAGAUCCUGUCCGAGUGCUCAGCUGGCUCCGCAAAGACCUGGAGAAAAGUACAGCAGGGUUCCAGGACUCGAGGUUCAAGCCUGGAGAAUCAUCAUUUGGGGAGGAAGUGGCUUACCCAGGAGACCAACGAAAAGGUUUCUGCGUUGAUUAUUACAAUACCACCAACAAGGGCAAUCCAGGGAGAUUGCAUUUUGAGAUGUCUCACAAGGAGACCCCUCCCCAGGGCCUCAUUGCCCAUGUUGGUAAUGGGGGUUCCAUAGACGAAGUUUCCUUCUACGCCAACCGCCUCACAAACCUAGUGAUCGCCAUGGCCCGAAAAGAGAUCAAUGAGAAGAUUCAUGGUACUGAAAACAAAUGUGUCCACCAGUCAUUGUAUAUGGGGGAUGAUCCCACACCCCACAAAAGCUUGAGUACAGUAGCUUCUGAGCUCGUGAAUGAGACAGUCAGUGCAUGUUCCAAGAAUAUUACCGGUGACAAAGCUCCCGGCUCUGGAGACAGGGCCUUGGCGUCUUCACAGAGCCCUGGUCUAAGAUUCACAAGCACUCUGAAGAUCAAGGAGAGCACGAAGGAAGGCAAGUGUCCUGACAACAAGCCUGGUUCUAAGAAGUCCUUCUUCUACAAGGAAGUGUUUGAGUCUCGGAAUGCAGGAGAUGCCAAGGAGGGUGGGAGGUCCUUACCUGGAGAUAGAAAACUGUUCAGGUGCCCGGACAGGCCUGACGACUUUUCCAACUCUAUCAGUCAAGGGAUCAUGACCUAUGCCAACAGUGUGGUGUCUGACAUGAUGGUGUCCAUCAUGAAGACACUGAAGAUCCAGGUAAAAGACACAACCAUCGCCACUAUUCUGCUGAAGAAGGUGUUGAUGAAGCAUGCAAAAGAGGUUGUCUCCGAUCUCAUCGACUCCUUCAUGAAGAACCUCCACAGUGUCACAGGGAGUCUCAUGACUGACACAGACUUCGUCUCAGCUGUGAAGCGAAGUUUUUUUUCUCAUGGAAGCCAAAAGGCUACAGAUAUCAUGGAUGCCAUGCUGGGCAAGCUAUACAAUGUGAUGUGUGCCAAGAAAUAUCCUGAGAACAUCAGGAAAGCCAGGGACAAGUCCGAGAGUUACUCCCUUAUCUCCAUGAAAUCACGACCUGGUGACCCAAAGCUCUCAAACUUGAACUUUGCGAUGAAAUCAGAAUCAAAACUGAAAGAAAAUUUGUUUUCUGCAUGCAUAUCAGAGAAAGAGAAGACAUGCGCUGAAACUCUGGGUGAGCACAUCAUUAAGGAGGGACUGAACAUGUGGCACAAGAGUCAGCAAAAUUCUCCUGGCUUGGAGCGUGCCACAAAACAGGGCGCCGUUCCACAGGAGGUCUCCUUUGAGUGUCCGGAUCCUUGUGAGGUAAACCCUCUUCAGCAACCUCAGCCACCAGAGAACUUUGAAAAUUUUAUGUGUGAAUCAGACUCCUGGGCCAAGGACCUGAUUGUAUCUGCCCUGCUUCUGAUUCAGUACCACCUGGCACAGGGAGGAAGGAUGGAUGCUCAGAGCUUCCUGGAAGCCGCCGCCAGCACCAAUUUUCCCACCAAGUCCUCUCCUGUAGUUCAUGAUGAGGGCAAAGUUAAGUCUCCUCCCCUUAAGAUAUGUGAGCAGGAACAAACAGAAAAGAAAGAUCUGAUGAGUGUCAUCUUCAAUUUUAUCCGGAACUUACUCAGUGAGACCAUAUUCAAGGGUAGCCGUAAUUGUGAGUCCAAGGCUCACGAGCAGAUCAUUAAGGAAGAAGAGAUCAACCUAUGUGAAAGGCCUCUGUCUCCAUGUGAAAGGCCUAUGUCCCCACCUGUCCCGAAAUUCUGUGAGGAUGAGGAGGCCACUGGUGGUGCCUUAUCUGGGCUAACCAAGAUGGUCGCCAACCAGCUAGAUGGCUGUAUGAAUGGGCAGAUGGUGGAGCAUCUGAUGGACUCGGUGAUGAAGUUAUGCCUCAUUAUCGCCAAGUCCUGUGACUCGCCCUUGUCAGAGCUGGGAGACGAAAAGUGUGGGGAUGCCAGCCGGCCGAGUUCUGCCUUCCCAGAUAACUUAUAUGAGUGCUUACCAGUCAAGGGCACGGGGACAGCCGAAGCCCUCCUGCAGAACGCCUAUCUAGCCAUCCACAACGAACUGAGAGGUUUGUCAGGACAGCCACCCGAGGGCUGUGAAAUCCCCAAGGUGAUCGUCAGCAACCACAAUCUGGCUGACACUGUCCAGAACAAGCAGCUGCAAGCUGUCCUUCAGUGGGUGGCUGCCUCAGAGCUCAAUGUCCCUAUUUUGUACUUCGCUGGUGACGAUGAAGGAAUCCAGGAGAAGCUGCUUCAGCUCUCAGCCACUGCUGUGGAGAAAGGCCGAAGCGUCGGGGAGGUUCUGCAGUCGGUGCUUAGGUAUGAGAAGGAGCGACAGCUGGAUGAGGCAGUGGGAAAUGUCACGCGGCUGCAGCUGCUGGACUGGCUGAUGGCAAACCUGUGAUUGGGGCCCACCCGGUGUUCCUGCAGUGGGCCGAGUCCCUGCCCUCUCAGCCCCUCCCUGCCGCACAGAGCCCUAAAGUUCCCUCCAUACCACCCACACUAGACACGCCAUCUAAUGCUACUCACUGGAUUUUGCAGAUUUUCUUGUCCAUGCGAGCAAGGACAUAAAUUAAAAGAUUACAGUUAAAGGGCA
Molecule: messenger RNA, 5547 nt
Organism: Rattus norvegicus (Norway rat)
Lineage: Eukaryota; Metazoa; Chordata; Mammalia; Rodentia; Muridae
Source: RefSeq, a predicted model, not a curated record